AUGCCGGCGUGCGCGAUGGGCGACGCGCACGACGGCGUGGGCGCGUCGUACGCGGGCGUGGAGGGGCGCGUCGGGGUGAAAUCGCGAGAUGGCGAACGCGCGGGCGGACGGAUCGAGGGCGAGAUCCGAUGGAAGACGCCCGAGCUCGUCGCCGAGGACGCGCGAGAGGGACGACGGGACGUCGAGGGUUUGGAGACGUGCUCGACGAGCGAUGAUUCGAGGCCGUGCUCGCGCGCGGACGCGGUGAAGAGGGAGAUUUCGGGGGGUGGCGGGAAGAAUUCUCCGGAAUUCGAGCGCGCGUGGACGGCGGCGAGGAAGAGAUUCUCCGAGGAAGCGGUGCGCGGAGACGGUGCGCGGAUGCGACGAGAGCUCAACGCGAUGGGUCAGAGGGAGUUGCAAGCGCUGUUCGUGGAGAUGUUCGAAAAGGUGACGACGAGUAACAAUAAUCAGUGGUUGCGGCGACGCAUCUCCGCCGGGCUCGGACUCGACGACCACGCGGAGCAAACGAGCGCGACGUCCGAGCACACCAAGCCAGUGGUCGACGAGCGAUCGUCAAAGCGUCAGAGCUCGAGACGAGGCUCGAUCGACGCCGCCAGAGCGAGGGUAAAGGUUGAGGAACCAUGGCGGGCGACGAAGACGCCGAACUCGGACGACGCCGCGGAAUUCACUCCCGACGGCAUUCGAAAAUCUCGACGUGCCGUUAAGCCGAAGACGAUAUUUGAUUCCGAUGCCUUCCCGUCCGCGGCCAAGGUGAGCGAAGAGAAACGGAAGGAACGUAGGAGACGAGAGCUUCAGGAACGGACCGAGAUGCUGACGAGUCAAGGCGUCUCAGAGCACCACGGAGGCAAGCUGUGCGUCGGUCGACGCGUACGGGUAUACUGGCCGCUUGAGGGAACGUUCUUCGCGGGCGUGGUGAGUUCUUACAACUCGCGCACGGGUUUGCAUCACAUCAGUUACGACGACGGCGACGAGGAGGAGAUUUUGUUGGCGACGCCGGGAGACUCGUCGCCCGCUCGAGCGACAAUUUCGAUCGAGCAUCCGGCGAUCGAUUCUCCCGAGACGAACUCGAGCGACUGGCCUGCGCUGAAACGAUGCCAUCCGGACGCGUUCAAGUCGCUGCCUCCGGCGGGGAAGCAGUGGGAUCAUCCUCGAGGCGUCGGAAAUAAGUGGCUCGACGUCGGAAAGUUGGUCUGGGGACGCGUUCGCGGUCAUGGUUGGUGGCCGGGACAGGUGCGCGACAAGGACGAGACUCAUAACACAUACGAGAUCAGUUUCUUCGAUAACAGCGUCGCUCGAGUCCAUGAACAGGAUUUACUUUCGUUCUCCAUGUUCUACGGCGAACUGGUUCAAGCGAAGAAGACCAAGGCGUACGCCGAGGCGGUUUCUCGAGCGUCCAAGGAAUACGAGUCUCAUCGACGACAAACGUUGAAGCGACGAACGAAGAAGAACGAGCGAGCGGUCACUCCGGUCGUAACCGAGGAACCUCGCAUCUGGCACUUUGAGCGCGAGUCGGCGAGGAAGCCACAAAAGCGCUCAAAACCAGACAUCGCCGAAGACGUCGCGAUCAUCUCUGAGAAGAAGUCCAAACAAUUGCCACUCGUAGAGCCGGUAGUCUUCGGGGCUCCUAAAGCGCCGAAGACGCUCAAUGACUUGACGAAGAGUCUGGACGCGAUCUUGAAGAAGGUCCUUCCCAUCGCCCAAGACAGUCUCGAGGUCAUCAACAAGCACCUCUCGGACACCGCCGUGGUGAAACCCGAGGACGAAGAGCAAUCGUUGAUCGCCGCGGACGAGCGUGUCGUCGUGCUCGAUGAGCUCGCAUCCAUCGAAUCCCUGAUCGCGUGGAGCAAGGAAGGGAAGACAAAGAUGCCGCCGCCGUCGACGACGCCAGAUUUAGCCUUCAUGACCAAUGGGUGGAAGUCCGCGAGUGGCAAUUUUUCCUCUUCCGAUUCAAAGAAACUCCUUCGACAAGCGAGCCAGGAGUUGCUUGGUGGACACCUCGAUGCGAUCCAGUGGAGUAUGGAUUUCGCGGAUCCGAUGGGACUCAACGCAGCUCGCUGCUUCGAAGAAGAAGAUGCCCGGGCCACGGCGCCGUCGACUCCUGAGCAGUACGGUGUCGAUCACGAUGGGGCAUACUUCCAAAAUACCGUCAUCAGCGAUUCAUGCGCCACCAUGCGCACAAAUUUCGAUGCAGAGAAGCCCACGGUUGCUGGAGCGUCCGCGUAG
Molecule: messenger RNA, 2223 nt
Organism: Ostreococcus tauri
Lineage: Eukaryota; Viridiplantae; Chlorophyta; Mamiellophyceae; Mamiellales; Bathycoccaceae
Product: PWWP domain
Exons: 1
Coding region: 1-2223 (740 amino acids)
Biological process (GO): DNA repair; mitotic sister chromatid cohesion
Cellular component (GO): chromatin; nucleus
Source: RefSeq, a predicted model, not a curated record